Funneliformis mosseae is the source of this 933-nucleotide messenger RNA. The record is from the annotation of a GenBank genome assembly. NCBI's taxonomy places the organism in Eukaryota, Fungi, Glomeromycota, Glomeromycetes, Glomerales, Glomeraceae.
AUGGUUUACCUAUUUGAUGUACCAGCAUAUUUUAUUCUCUUAAGAGAAACACUCGAAGUUACCAUUAUUUUAGCAGUAUUGCUUGGAUUUAUUGAUAAAUUAGUUCCAGAAAAUCAAGAAUUAAGAAAACAUUUAAAAAAACAAAUUUGGAUUGGUACAGGAGCAGGAUUCCUUAUUUCUCUUAUCAUCGCCGUUGCAUUUAUUGCUGUUUUUUAUACUGUCGCAAGAAAUUUAUGGGAAGAAAAUGAAGGCGCUUGGGAGGGAUCUUUUGCUCUCAUCGCCUCUAUCGUGAUCACUAUAAUGGCAUUAAGUAUGGUGAGAGUUCAACAAUGGAAAGCUAAAUGGGAAGGAAAACUUGCCAGUGCAGCAGAAGUAUAUCUAAAUAAACAUAAAAACGGUAACAAAUGGGCAUUGAUCUUGUUACCUUUUACCGCUGUAUGUCGAGAAUCUUUAGAAACCCUCGUGUUCAUCGCAGGUGUUGGAUUUGAUAAACCCGCGUCUGGUCUUCCAAUUCCCGUAAUUCUCGGAAUGGCGACAGGAUUCUUUAUAGGAUAUAUUAUUUACAAAGGAUCUCAUAAGAUGUCAUUAAAUGCCUUUUUUAUUUUUUCAACGGUCUUAUUAUUAUUCAUUGCAGCAGGAAUGUUUUCUACCUCAGUACAUGAAUUACAAGAAGCAACUGGUACAGAAGAAAAAGUAGUGUGGCAUUUAAAAUGUUGUAAUCCAAGCACCAAUGAAUUUUGGGCUAUAAUGAAGGUAGUAUUUGGAUGGCGUAAUAAGGCUACUCAAGGAACUACUGCUGCUUAUUUUGUUUAUUGGACUGUAGUUUUGGGUGCUAUUGGUUAUCUUUGGUACCGUGGUAGAAAAGAAUCUAAAGCAGAAGAAUUCUCUUCAAGGGAUGUAAAUGAUAAUACUGAUCAGAAAACUGAUGUUUAA